Molecule: messenger RNA, 789 nt
Organism: Hemiscyllium ocellatum (epaulette shark)
Lineage: Eukaryota; Metazoa; Chordata; Chondrichthyes; Orectolobiformes; Hemiscylliidae
Product: cytochrome P450 27C1-like
Exons: 8
Biological process (GO): cellular response to peptide hormone stimulus; C21-steroid hormone biosynthetic process; cholesterol metabolic process
Cellular component (GO): mitochondrial inner membrane
Molecular function (GO): monooxygenase activity; oxidoreductase activity, acting on paired donors, with incorporation or reduction of molecular oxygen; iron ion binding
Source: RefSeq, a predicted model, not a curated record
AUGGCGACGAUCUUCCUCAAUGUAAUGGCAGCCUUGAAAGAGUUAUCUUUAUUCAAACAUGAGACGCACGUCAACUGAAAGCUGGUACAGAUCAAGCAGCAGUUGGAGCAGGGGCAGUCUGUCCAGGGGGGGUUAUUGACCUACAUGCUCGUCCAGCAGGAGAUGACCCUGGAGGAGAUUUACGCAAACACGUCAGAGGUGCUGCUGACAGGCGUCGAUACGACUUCCUUCACAUUAUCUUGGCGCACAUACCUACUGGCCAGGUAUCCUGCUAUUCAGAGGCUUGUGUAUGAAGGGAUUGUUCACAAGCUUGGAUCCGAUGUGACCCCCACGGCUUCGGAUCUGUCCAAAUUACCUCUGGUCUGAGGACCCCUCAAGGAAACAUUGAGACUGUCCCCUGUCCUUCCCGGAAAUGGUUGGAUCACCCAGGAGGACAUGAUUGUCGGUGGAUACUUUAUUCCAAGUGGGACUCUGCUUGCCCUCUGCCACUACGUGACAUCUCACAGCAACGAGGCUUUUGAAAAGCCCAGAGAGUUUCAGCCUCACCGCUGGCUGCGGAAGACUGACACGGAUCGCGUGGAUAACUUCGGAACAAUCCCGCUCGGUGACGGGGUGCGGAGCUGUGUGGGGCGGAGGAUCGCGGAGUUGGAGAUACACCUAGUGCUUCUCCAACUCCUGCCAGCAUUUGAGGUCCACUUGGCUCCCAACACCGGAACAGUUUGUACCAAAAUCCAAGGCCUAUUGGGUCCAGGGAAGCCUAUCAACCUCAAGUUUGUGGACAGGAAGUAA